CGGAGGCAAAUGUAAACACAUCACAUUUGCAGGCCCAGACUUGGGCUGCUGCGUGGGAACUCCGACCCGCGCCCGGUUCUAGCAGCGCGCAGGAGACAGGGACGCGGCUGAUCCAGCGCCGCCGGAGCCUCUUAACGGCCCGCGGCCUGUGCGGGUGCGCAUGCGCGAGGCGGUGCGGCUGGCAGGUCGGUCCGGGUUCCAGACGGCGGGGAAGGUUGAAGGAACUCCAUGUUUGAAGAUGCCAGCUACAGCAUAUGAAAGACUAGUUUACAAGAGCCCCUCGGAGUACCACUACAUGAAAGUCUGCUUAGAGUUUCAAGAACACGGAGUUGGACUGAAUACAGCCCAAUUCAAACAACUGCUUGUUUCAGCCCUGAAGGACCUGUUUGGGGAGGUCGGUGCUGCUUUACCUGUGGACAUCCUAACCUAUGAAGAGAAGACUUUGUCAGCCAUCUUGAGAGUAUGCAGCAGUGGUCUGGCUAAAUUGUGGAGCUCUUUGACCUUGUUUGGAACCUAUAAAAACAAGAAGUGUGCCUUCAGAGUGAUUCAGGUGUCUCCCUUUCUCCUUGCAUUAUCUGGUAAUAGCAGGGAACAAGUGUUGGGUUGAAUACUCUUAAAGUUCCAGAAACUUCCCACUCUGAACAGUAUCUUUUGAUGUCUACAUAGAC
This is a messenger RNA of Cricetulus griseus (Chinese hamster), 668 nucleotides long. NCBI's taxonomy places the organism in Eukaryota, Metazoa, Chordata, Mammalia, Rodentia, Cricetidae. The record is from RefSeq and is a predicted model, not a curated record.